This is a messenger RNA of Helianthus annuus (common sunflower), 1840 nucleotides long. Its product is annotated as replication protein A 70 kDa DNA-binding subunit B-like. The transcript has 11 exons. The record is from RefSeq and is a predicted model, not a curated record. Bases 121 to 1695 code for a protein of 524 amino acids. NCBI's taxonomy places the organism in Eukaryota, Viridiplantae, Streptophyta, Magnoliopsida, Asterales, Asteraceae.
GCUAUCACACUUCUAAAUAAUGUUGAUCUUAAUGUUGAUGAUUACACUAUCAGAAUCCGUAUUGUUCGGCUAUGGACAAGACCUUCUUUCAACAAUCCUAGGAAGGUUUAUUGCUACGACAUGAUAUUCAUGGACCAGGAGGGCACCAAAAUGCAGGCUUUCGUUUUACAAAAAAACACUACUGUUUACGAGCAUUUGCUGAAAGAAAAUCAGUGUUUAACUAUUCGUAAUCCUUCUCUUGGAGAAAACCGUCAGAAAGUGAAAUACGUUCAUAGUUUGUUCAAGAUAAAUCUAAAUGAGACCACCAUUGUCGAGCAAUCUGCCGAACCUGUUGGUGCUGAAUGGGGAUUUGAUUUUUCUCCAUUUGAGUCUGUUGUUGAAGACCCUGAUAAUGACGGCAAGUCAUUCAAAAGCCCUAUUGACGUUAUCGGUUUUGUGGUUAAGUGUCUUCCGUCAGAGGAGAAGACUGAAAAUAAUAACGGGAAAGAUGAGAAGAAGGCUACCUUUAUUCUGGAGGAUUUGCAACACCAGCAGAUUUACGUUACUCUAUGGGGGGUUUAUGCUGAUCAGAUUAUUGAAUUUCAAAGAAAACAUAAGGAUGAAAAAAAUGUUGUUGUGGUUGUUCAGUUUGGCAAGUACCGUUUUUGGGGAGGAAAUUUGUUUGUAUCCAAUUUGUAUACUGUAACUCGAGUGUUCAUAAACACUGAAAUUCCCGAGAUUUUGGAAUUUAAAAGAAGUUUCCUUGCUCAGCUGAAUACGUCAACGUCUUCCGGUUACUCUGGUUUGAGUUUCCCUGUUAUGAAGUCAAUGGCUGAGGAGUUUCUUUCUGAUAUUUCCUUUAGUACAAUUGGAGCAUUAAGCGGAAUAUCAGAAGAAAAGUUUGUUAUUAUACUGGGAACAAUUAAAAGCUUUGCUUCAGAAGACUCAUGGUUUUACAAUGCAUGUAAAACUUGCAACAAAAAGGUUUUCACCAACACUAUUUCCAAGGCCAAGGAAGAUGGUAGCGAAGGAUACGAUGAAGUAACUGUCUUGGAAUGCCAAACUGAUCGUUGCAAUAAAAGGACUGUUGUCUCUGUUCCCAGGAUAAAACUUCCUAUUCGUGUUCAGGAUUGUACCGGGAUUGUUACUUUGACGUUGUUUGAACGUGAAGUUGUUAAACUCCUAAAUGUUAACGCAAACCAACUUUUGGAUAAUAACAUGGAGUUAGCAAGCGAAGGCAACUUUCCGAGUGGGCUGAAGGCAUUGAUAAACAAGAGGUUUGCGUUUAAGAUAGCCAUAGGUUCGUUUAAUAUACAAAAGAAAUCAGAUGGCUACUCUGUUUCCAAGUUGACUGAAAAUCCUUCUAUCAUCAAAGAUCUUGAUACUCAUUUUGAUGUUUACCAGGCUGCUGAUGAAGAACCUUUAGAUCCUGUUGCUUCUGAUCCAAAUCCAAUUGUUAACGUUAACAUCCGGGAUUCUGUUUCCCGUGUCGUUGAUGAAGACACUCCCAUGUCCAAUUUGAACAACAGCAUCUUUACUACACCAUCUGGCGCUCAUAAUAGUUGUUCUUCAAAGAUGCUGGACAAUGAGCUGAAGCGAAAUUUGGAGGCGGUUUAUGAUGUGGAUCUUUGUUCUUCUCAGUCUUCAACUAAACCGCGUCAGGGUGAUUGUGAGAACAAUGAAGGUUUGAAGAUGAAAGCAAAGCUGGAAAAUUAGUAUUAACAUUUAACAGUCAUUUCAGUUUUUUCGAACAAUUUGACAUGUUUUAUUUUGGUUUGUUUAUUUCGUAACAUUUAUUUCAGUACUUGAUGUUUGGUUUCAUAUGGAUAUUUCGUUUAUUAUCGUGGUAUUAAAAGAUGAU